AUGACAACAAAUUUUUCUAGAUUCAGGUUCUGUGGAGAUUUGGAUUGCCCAGACUGGGUACUGGCAGAAAUUGCCACCUUGUCUAAAAUUACAUCUAUCAAAAUGAAGCUACUGUGUGCUCAAGUCAUAAAAGAAUUAAUUGGAGACUCCAUUGAUUACACCAAAGUGUUCAAGCUAACUUCAGAUGCAAAGUACGAAAUUGGCGAUGUAAAGGGAGCCAUAGCAGCGUUGUCGUUUAUUUUAACCAAUGCAGCCAAGCACAGUGUAGAUGGGGAGUCUUUAUCCAAUGAACUGCAGCAGCUGGGAUUGCCAAAAGAGCAUUCAGUUGCUUUAUGCAAAGCUUACGAAGAUAAACUCAAAGUGAUGCAGGAAGUGUUACGAAAACAAAGUCUGAGAUGCAAAAUGGAGGAGAGAAACGUCGUUCAAAUAAACAACUGUUUAGUCGCAUGUCAUUUACAUGAUAUAAAAUUUCUAAAGAGAGUGAAGACGACUGCAGAUAAAAGCAGUAAAACCGAUGUGAGCGACGUUACUAUGGUAAUUUACGUCAUAGAAGCACUUCGUCUACAUUAUCAGUUUAUUACAAUGUCUGUCCAUCUCAACUAA
This is a messenger RNA of Saccoglossus kowalevskii, 603 nucleotides long. RefSeq names its product COMM domain-containing protein 4-like. The record is from RefSeq and is a predicted model, not a curated record. NCBI's taxonomy places the organism in Eukaryota, Metazoa, Hemichordata, Enteropneusta, Harrimaniidae.